CGGCUCCGGCUCCGGCUCGGGCUCGGGCUCUCGGCGUCCGUCUCGUCCGCCCCGCGCUCGCGGCUCCCUCCGUCUCGUCCGCUCCGCUCAGCUCCUCACUUCUGGCCGCGGCCGCUGCAGGGGCGCACGGGCAGCUUUGAGAGGCCGGGGCGCCGCAUUAAAGUUUGAACAGAUACAGAGUCGGGGGGUAGGUCCCCGCAUUUCCCCAACCACCGUUUCCCUUCCUCUUCCCCCCCAAAAGUUUCGGGGGCUCUCCGGUGAUUUUUGGAUCUGGGGGAGACAGCCUCUCCUUUCCGCCUUCAUUAGAAUUUUUCAUUUUUUUUCCCUCCGAAAUCGGAAUUAAAAACAAAUCCUCCGGACGAAUCGAUCGCACUUUAAUUUUUCAUUUUUGUUUCAUCUGAUUUUUUUUUUUUUUUUUUUUUUUUUUUUGCCUUUCUCCAGAGCGAGGGGGAGGGGUCCGCCGGCCCAAGUUUUCCCAAGUUCACCAAGCGUGGUGCUUGGAGAAGGAGAGCGGGCGAACUUGAGCGCUUUGUCCUUAGUCCAGUCCCCGCCCCGGCCCCCUCAGCCGCCCCCCACCCCCCUAUAAAGGAACACAAAACAAAGUUACACUUUGAGUGGCCUCGGGUCUUUUUUUUUUUUUUUUUUCCGGCAGGUUUUUUUUUUUCCUCCUCGAGACCCCCUCUGAGACUUCAGCCUCUUUCUCCCCAGUCCCACCCCCUGCCUUCUCGGCAUCUGGGGAGCGAGCAGGGGACCCCACACCGCAACCCCGUUUCCGGCUCCAUCCUUUGCUCCCCUCCCCCACCGCCUCCCCUCCUCUCUCCCCUCCCUCCCGAGCACUCGGAGCCAGCCAGCGAACCAACCAAAAAUAUGCUCUUUGAGGGGUUUGAUCUGGUCUCGGCUCUGGCCACCUUCGCCGCCUGCCUGGUCUCCGUGACUUUGCUCUUGGCCGUGUCCCAGCAGCUGUGGCAGCUGCGCUGGGCAGCCACCCGGGACAAGAGCUGCAAGCUGCCCAUCCCCAAGGGCUCCAUGGGCUUCCCGCUGAUCGGCGAGACGGGUCACUGGCUGCUCCAGGGCUCCGGCUUCCAGUCGUCCCGGAGGGAAAAAUACGGCAACGUCUUCAAGACCCACUUGUUGGGGCGGCCGCUGAUCCGCGUGACGGGCGCGGAGAACGUGCGCAAGAUCCUCAUGGGCGAGCACCACCUGGUGAGCACCGAGUGGCCGCGCAGCACGCGCAUGCUCCUGGGCCCCAACACCGUGGCCAACUCCAUCGGCGACGUCCACCGCAACAAGAGAAAGGUUUUCUCCAAGAUCUUCAGCCAUGAAGCUUUGGAGUCCUAUCUCCCCAAAAUCCAGCUGGUGAUCCAGGACACCCUGCGGGCCUGGAGCAGCAACCCCGAUGCCAUCAACGUGUACCAGGAGGCGCAGAAGCUCACGUUCCACAUGGCCAUCCGCGUGCUCCUGGGCUUCAGCAUCCCCGAGGAGGACCUCACCCACCUCUUUGAGGUUUACCAGCAGUUUGUGGAGAAUGUCUUCUCUCUGCCCGUUGACCUGCCCUUCAGUGGCUACCGGCGGGGCAUCCAGGCCCGGCACACCCUGCAGAAGGGGCUGGAGAAGGCGAUCCGCGAGAAGCUGCAGAGCACGCAGGGCAAGGACUACGCGGACGCCCUGGACAUCCUCAUCGAGAGCAGCAAGGAGCACGGCAAGGAGAUGACCAUGCAGGAGCUGAAGGACGGGACCCUGGAGCUGAUCUUCGCAGCCUACGCGACCACGGCCAGCGCCAGCACCUCCCUCAUCAUGCAGCUGCUGAAGCACCCCAACGUGCUGGAGAAGCUGCGGGAGGAGCUGCGGGCCAACGGGCUCCUGCACAACGGCUGCGUGUGCGAGGGCGCCCUGCGCCUGGACACGCUCGUCGGCCUGCGCUACCUGGACUGCGUCAUCAAGGAGGUCAUGCGGCUCUUCACCCCCAUCUCCGGCGGCUACCGCACCGUGCUGCAGACCUUCGAGCUCGACGGCUUCCAGAUCCCCAAGGGCUGGAGUGUGAUGUACAGCAUCCGGGACACCCACGACACGGCCCCGGUCUUCAAGGACGUGGACGUCUUCGACCCCGAGCGCUUCAGCCAGGCGCGCAGCGAGGACAAGGACGGCCGCUUCCACUACCUGCCCUUCGGCGGCGGCGUCCGCACCUGCCUGGGCAAGCACCUGGCCAAGCUCUUCCUGAAGGUGCUGGCGGUGGAGCUGGCCAGCACGAGCCGCUUCGAGCUGGCCAGCCGGACAUUCCCGCGCAUCACGCUGGUCCCCGUCCUGCACCCCGUGGACGGCCUCAGCGUCAAGUUCUUUGGCCUGGACUCCAACCAGAACAAGAUCCUCACCGAGACCGAGGCCAUGCUGGGGGCCACCGUCUAAUGGGCCCCGGGCCCUCCCCCGCCCACCUCAGCCCCCCCGGCGUGGGGGAGGCCGGUAAAGGGGGGGGUAACAAGGAAACCUGUGUCAGGGGGGGGCAAAGCAAAAAGGCCGAGGGGGAGGAGAGAGGCCCUCGUGGCUUUCCUCUCCUUCCCUUGGGCCCCGGGUCAUCCCCACACUCUGGGGCCGGGGGGCUCUGUCCCUCCCUGGGGAGCUGGGCCCGGCCCCCUCCGGCUCCUCUCCCCGUCCCCAGUCCCUCCCGGCCCGGCCUCCCCCCCUCCCCAUGUGGGGCGCCCGGAGGGACCGCUGGGCCCCGCAUGCCCUCGACAGUGUUAAACGUGUGGUGUUCACAGUGUUUUUGGAUGUUGUUUCACAUUGUCCCCCGCCCCCGCCCCCCACCCCACCCCCCGUUUUCUUUCUGUUCUUCUCUGGGUUGGGGUGAGGAGGAGUCCACAGAGUGCAGGGAAGGGAGCCGCCCACUUAGCCUAUUUCCUAGCCCCCCCCCCCCGACCCCUGCCCUGCCCUCUCCUCUUGCCACUCUGCUCAGACCAGGCCCUGACCGCCCCCAGGCUUGGGGGUCACCCUGUGGCAAGGCCUUCUGGGGGAUGGCCGGGAGACCCGAAGGGCAGGAGCCCCUCGCUGCCAUCCGGACAUUGGAAGUCACCUGUUGCUGCUACUCUCACUUCCCCUCCCCCCCCCCGCCAGCAUGGGCCCCGGAAGCCCUGGGUGAGCGCCCGGCCCCCCCCCCCCACCCCCAGCCUCGAGCCAGACUCCCCUCCCCGCACCCAGCUCCUGCCACUGAGAGCACAUCCCGCGCCCCUCGCCAUCCCACGCCCCUCGCCAUCCCGUGCCCCUCACCAUCCCGCACCCCUCUAUUUAUUAAUCAGUCCCUGGAAGCCCAGAGUUUGCAGGAGCAGAGGGGUCAGCCCUGUCCUCCACUGCCCUGGUCUCAGCCAUUGCCUUCAUGCUCUCCUGAGAGCAUUGGUCUCCCACAUCCGGGUCCCGUCCAUCACCUUCUCUGGCUCAGAGCCUUCUUCCAGCGCUCCAGGCCCUGCCCUGCUUGCUGCAGAUCGCAUAGAGUCGGGGAGGGGACCUGUGGCUCCAAGCCUUCUAACCCUCUGAGGGCCACUCUGAUCCCAGACCCUUCCCCCAAGUUCCCCUCCCCCUUCUGCCCCUCGGCCUAUGGGCCGGUGAGUGGAGUCUCAGCGAGGGCUCGGCCACAUCCCGAGGGUGGAAGCUGAGGCUGUGUCCCGGCGCCUCCCCUUCCCGGCUUUCCCUACCAUCCCGUCCUCUCCAACCAUGGGUUCAAACUCUUGGAGUCCCGGGGCAGGGUCAUCCUGAAGAAUGGCACUCUGGGUGACAGGAUGCGAAUUGGCCAUGACUUGAGGGUGCACUGUCUGGAGCAGGGAUGGAGGAUUCUUCAAGGGGGUCAAUGGCUAGAAGGUUAGAAGGGUGACUGGGCAGGUACCAGGGACCUGGUGCAGAUGCAGGGAAGAGUCAGGAAGGAAAGAGAAGGAAGAGAUCCCCAAGGCACCUAAACAGAAAGCUAGACAAAAUAGCGUGGACCCCAGCUCGGCACUUGCCUGGUGGGCUGCUUUCAGUUUUAGGUCAGAAGCAUCCAUCUGUUCAGAGUUCUGUCUGCCAGAUGCGUGUACACACAUGUAUCUCCAUAUGUGCACGUGUAUACAUGUGUUCUCCAUAUGUGCACAUGUAUACAUGUGUAUCUCCAUAUGUGCACGUGUAUGCAUGUGUAUCUCCACAUAUGCACGUGUGUGUGUCUUUUAGCACUAGGUUUAGAUGGGGGCUCUUUGGGGAAUGGCAUCCUAACUAAUACGACUCGGCCGAGUUAAGUCCCCACACACACACAGACACACACACAAGGCCACACCUGCAGUGGGUUUGCAGAAUGAAGCACUUUUGAUGUCGGGGCCAUGGUGGUGGCGCUCCCCUGCACCAUCCCAACCCUGCCCAAUUUGCUAUAAUAUUAUUUUAUACACAAAAAAACAAUUUUUUGGUUGCAGAAAUGUUAUAAUUUGUUUUUUUUGUCUGUCUUUAUAAACUAUUAUAAGUACUAUUUUUGUUAUAAUUCAAAAUAGAUAUUUAGUAUAAAGGUUUUUUUGCUGUUAAAUAUUUGUUAUUUAGUAAACUAUGACCUCCUGCCCCCCAUUAUUGUAAACGUGGUUCAAAAAUAUUAAUAUGUUUUUAUCGCGGUCGUGUUUUUUUUUUAAUAUUGAGCAAAGAGCGCACCUGUGUUUUUGCGUUUUCGUUUUUGUUUUGUUUUCGGUCAUCGUCUGUCAUGGAGCUGGUGCUGUGUGUGUGAGUAUGUUCUCCGUUGUGUGGUUUUUAAUAUGUAUAUAAUAUUUCGUGUGGCAUAUUAAAAAUGAAUGUUGUGCGAUUUGUGAUCUCAAACAUAAUCCAUGUGGCUAUUUUAUAGACUUCCAUAAUAAAAAAGAGGGGACUCUGUGUCUGAA
Molecule: messenger RNA, 4871 nt
Organism: Sarcophilus harrisii (Tasmanian devil)
Lineage: Eukaryota; Metazoa; Chordata; Mammalia; Dasyuromorphia; Dasyuridae
Product: cytochrome P450 26B1
Exons: 6
Coding region: 868-2403 (511 amino acids)
Biological process (GO): sterol metabolic process
Molecular function (GO): oxidoreductase activity, acting on paired donors, with incorporation or reduction of molecular oxygen; monooxygenase activity; iron ion binding
Source: RefSeq, a predicted model, not a curated record